GGCUAUUGCAGCUUCCCAUCAUGCCAUUUAAUCUCCGUUUUUGGUCUGUUUGACCGUCGCCCGGGUUGCCUUCAUCUGUCCUGUCAAACCGGCUGGAUCUGUUGUCUGUGUCCGCCAGCGGGAUGAAACCGACAUAGAGAUAACGGAGCAACCCCUCCACGGUCUCCUCCUGUCCACAAGCGGAGCUUUGCUCCCACUCUCCUACCGACGGAGAUAUGAGACAUCCACUGCUCGAUGCAGCCCUGACAUUGUGGCUAUUUGUAGAGUGUGUAGAGGCGAAAAAGUACUGCUGGUAUUUCGAAGGUGGAUACCCUAUCUACUUCAUAUGCCGUUCCUACGAGGACUGCUGUGGGACUCGCUGCUGUGUGAGAGCCCUGUCCAUCCAAAGACUAUGGUACUUCUGGGUACUGCUGAUGAUGGGAGUGUUGUUCUGCUGUGGUGCAGGCUUCUUCAUUCGCAGAAGGAUGUACCCAUCUCCUUUGAGAGACGAGCCAGCCUUCAACGUCUCCUUCACUAGGCACCCUGUUACCACACCAGUUUCCCAGCAGCCAGGGAGCAUGCAGGGCUUCGGGGUGAACGGAUUGGCAGGAGGCGACCCAGGGGUUGCCAUGACACACCCGCCGUACCCGCCACAGCCUGGCUCCACCCAUAUGAUGAUGGGUUCCUAUCCGCCACCUCCAUCGUACUGCAACCAUCCUCCACCGCCCUACGAACAAAUAUUUAAAAACAGCGACAAGAAGUGAUGUCUACAAGGACUCGAGGAUGAAAUGAAAUAAGGGAAUGUGGCACUGAGGCUGAAUCAUCAGGAUGUUUAGACACACAGGGGCACGUGCCAGUGGACAGCGUUUUUUUGAUGUAAAAACUGGAAAACACACACUCUUCUCCCAUGUGGAAAAGACUGAAAAAGCACAGUAACCAGUCACUCAUUCACCAUUUCCUUUCUAGCUCACACUACACACAAACAGAUUCAUCUGUGAGGCCUCCUUUUUCUGGAUCCCCAUGUAUGUACCAGCUUUUUGAGCUGACGAUAAGUGAGGAUGGACGGAGUAAGGCAGAGGUUUAAUUCAGUAUCUCCCUCAGAAAAAGAAACUGCCAUGUGCAUUCAACAUUUUGAUUUUUAAAAGUGCUUCUAAGAUUCUUCUUCUAUUAGGAAAACUGAAAAUACUGACAGCGAGCUCCAUAAUUAUAAAAAGGUCAGUUAGAAAAUGCCUUGUGUAGCCAGCUUUUUAGUGCAACAGCUCUUUACAUAACGAUGAGAUCACGAUCCAUUUUAUGUUACAGAUGUUUUUCCCAGUCAUGGUGGCUCAUUUUCCUGAAAGCAGUGACAGUUUCGCCUCAACACAAUUUAUGUUCUCGCUCUUUUCAUCAGCGUCAGAUGUCGAUUCUUAGUGCAAGGACAAACGAGAGGGCGUGUCACUUCUCUGAGUUUCACUGACAUGUGGCACGAUUAGCUCUUUGGGUAAAUGUCUGUGCCUGAGAGGCAGCACAUGUAAGAACAGGAACAUCUACUGUUGUUUUGGGAACAGUGUUUGUGUACUCACUCAAAAAAGUCAUGCAUCACAUCAUUUGUCAUGCUACAUUAAUUUUGCAUUACUCACCAACAUGGCUUGUAGUACAUAAUUAAGUUAACAUGUAUACCUUAGCCUGCAGUCCCACUGACACAAGAACACACAAGGUUCUUUUUUGUAUUUGACUGCUCCUCUGUGCUUUUGUUGAAGUCGAAAGUCAAGCUUGGUUGCGGUCGGUAUGCAUUCAGUUUUACAUCAUUCUGGGUUCUGUUGUUUUGACUACAUUUAUUGGCCUUUCUUUGUCAGGCAAUUAAAACUGUUUCAUCACAGUUUAAAGUAAAUGAUGGUACUAUGUGUCUCUGUGGGACAGCAGUGAUGUCUUUUCCAUCAUCGUAAAAUUCAGUCUAGCCUGAUUUCUUACAGACUGUCAGGUUGUCAGACAACACAAAGGCAGAUUUAACAGUAUAUCAGUGAAAACAGAAAAACUUAUUCAGAAGACACAGCAGCACACCAGAACCCUAACAUAACCACUGCAACAACAUAUGCCAGUUCAGAACUGCUGAAUGCGGUAUGUGGAUGGUAGCAUUUUCCAUGGCUGUGUGACGGAUGGUGCAGCAUCGGAGAUGCAGCAGCGAUGCUCUUCUAUCCUGUGUCAGACCUGCUGAGUCACUGUGUGUGCAGAGCACAGGGCACAUCUAGGAAACCAUCACUUACAUUCAUCUUAUUUGAGGAUGUUAAUGGACCAUAUACUCUGCAAAUGUGACCUUCCUCCAUUAACAAGCUUUUUGCUACGAUGCUCAUUUUUCCAUAACAUCGCUGCAACAUGCAUCAAUCCUUCGUUUGCACAUUUUUGUUAAAACCCCUAAAAUUAGAGCUCCAGAUUUAUAAAAUAUUUGGACCUAAAUUAUUAUUUAGCAAUUCUUCAAUAUUUAUGCACAGUAAAAUAUGAUUUGAUGCUUGUUCAAAUGAUUUAUUCUUGUACAACCUCUGGUACCUGAUGAUGAAGAUAAAUGGAAUUAUGUAUUAUUGAUGCCGUGGUUUUAAUUCAUUUACUGGCUCAGCGUGUUUGCAUGAGAGUGGCGGGCAGAUCUCAGGCUGUCUCUGAGUGUUAAAUAGUUAAAUGCUGCCGGAUGUCCAUCAGUCCUACAUGUUGAAGCAUGCAUGCCCUGCUCGUGUUAUAUUUUUUUAAUCAGGCAGUGGAUCUGGACACUGUGUUUUAUCUGGUUAUUUCACACUGAGUGAUGUUCUUUUAAAGGUUGUAUGUGACAGUAAGUGCACGCUAAAAUGGGACGUUAGCAGUAUUGUGGCACAGUGUACAGGAACCAUGCAACAUUAUAUGCUGUAGAAUGCAUUGAGCUAAAACCACGAUGGUCAGUAAACCUCAAAGCCAGCAGCAGCACAAGGCAGCUGAUCACAAUCUGCACACAAAGAAAACAAGUGAUGCUCUAAGUAGUGUUUUGAACACUGGGACAUGCUCAUUAGUUCACAUGAACCUGUCUGUGAGCAUAAUAUGGUUUGCCCCUCAGUGUCAGCACUGAGCAGGGCAUCACGAUUUGAUCUACAAUAUUAUCUGUCCAAAGUCAUGUUCAGUUUAACACACAGUGUCACAGCACUAAUUCAUGAUUUGUGAUGGCAUCAAAGACAUAUUGUACAUUUAGAAGGAUAAGAACUUUUCCUUAUUGCCUUUCGCCAAACCAUUCACUGUUCGGUAUGCUAAUGAUAUUCCAGACUCACUGUAUACAUAUUCUGACACAUGCUCUGAGUAAUUAUGGCUGAAUAUAACGAAAAUUUGGAAAAGGUGAUUUUUUUCCCUUUCUGGUAUUGUAGGUACUCUCAGCAGAUUAUGUACUGAGGCUGUAGCUCAUUCACUGCUGAAGAAGGAGGAAACCCACAAGCACAGCAAAAACUGCAGUAAUCUACUUUAGGUUGUUUCAGGUAGCGGCACACAUUUGAUUUGGUGGGCCCCAAGGAGUUUUGUGUAUUUUCUCCCAGGAUCAAACUUUUGCUUGACAGACAGAUGCGUAAACCACUUUACUAUGGAGCCACUAUAACUGGCACCAAAAAACAAGAUGGCUAAUAGUGCAGCGGUCACUCUGACUCUGGACAGUAAGAGGGUGAAUGAUGUAAUAAUUUACAAAAACCACUAUUUAAACAUGCAUUCACACCAAGAGAGGAAAUACUUCUGAGUUUAAACUCAGUAUUCUGAAAAAAAUCUGAAUUCUAGGAGUUAGAGUUGUUCGUGGAAUUUUUAAGAGGGAAGACAUUUCACAAACUGACUUGUUACACUGGCAUCCCAUUGCAGUACAAUGCUUGAAUUCGGGAGCUCUUUAGAUCAACCUGUUCUUUCACCUGAAUUCAAACGUUAAGAGGUGUGGCCUAUUUUGGACCAGGUACUGGAUCUAGUAUUCAAGCAAUUCAGCUUCUCAAAAUUAUAACAGUUGCUACAAAAUUUGAAAGUUCAUGCAUGUGGAAUUACAAAUAAAGCGAGGAGAGGCACAGAUCCACAAGACUUGCUUGCUUUAAUGUGAAUGCACUUAUAAUGGGAAAUUGUCCUCAAAAAUAUAAUAAAUAUCAAUCAAUGACGAUCAGUGAUGGUUUGCAAACAGUGGUGGGCCACACACCGCAUUGGUGGGGUGUGUGGCCCACCAGGUGAAAAAAUAUGACAUGAAACUAAAGUGAAUUACUGUGAUUUUACUGUGUUUAUUGUGCUGCUACAUUUUCACUUUUACAAUGUGGAUCUUUUGUUAUUUGUGAUGACUGAUAAAAAUUGUAGUGUGGGAUCUUUCUUUAGCUUCUGAAGUGGGGCAGGUCUGAGAACAAAAUUACUGCAGUACAAUAAGUACUCAUAGCUGCUGAUAUUUCGUCCCCCUCCUAGAUAAUGAUACCAGCAUAAGGUAGCAAGGUUUGAUCCCUAGACAGGCAUUACCAGUCCUUGCUCUCUGUUUAUGAAAUUGGUCAAAAAUCUGCACAUAAAUACAUUUUUAAACACAUUAAACAUGGUUAACCAGCAACUCAUCACUUGAAUAAAGCAUUGUAUGUUUGUGCAAAUUAGAAACCAUGUGUGUGUAAUCUGACUUGAGAUCAACAUUUCAUCAAUAUUGUAUUUCAACCGUUGGUGGUGCUUUUAAAAGAACUGAAUUAGGGUAUAGUUUAUUAUAACUGUUUAUACUUUUAAGAUAAGUUAUAUUUUUAAUUUCACACCAUGCGUGUUGAUCACACAGAACAAUGCCAUACCUUCUGGGUUGACAGCAGACAUGAAAGACUUGUACAGCUGAAUAGCAGAGCCCAUACUGCCAUUGGAUUUAUGUUUGCACAACAAACACGACGACAGCAUCGUGAAUACUGUUUCAUGAGAUUUCUGAGAGCUGUCACACUGUUAACGUCUGCAAUGUGCACACACACACUUGUGUGAAGUUAGAGGCCAUGUGUGAUUCUUGUCUGAGUGCUGGGCUCCCACAGGUAACCAGCAACAGGUUUUAGAUUGACUCUGGGUUGUUUCUGGUGUCAAGCAGUUGGGCUGGGAAUAGAGAGCACAAUAUUAGAAAGGUAUUCAGUUCAAUCAUCUCAAACUAUGCAAUAGAUACUGAAAUAGGUGAAGCAUUUUGAUCCUGCUUUUCUCCUCCCACAUUUACCUCUUUUUCUCUUUUUCAUCUGCUUUCAGACUUACAUUGUAUAUUGUGAAAUAUGUAAAUAAAGGUCACUUCUAAUGA
This is a messenger RNA of Oreochromis aureus, 5218 nucleotides long. It is a transcript of the gene vopp1b, whose product is annotated as VOPP1 WW domain binding protein. The transcript has 5 exons. The record is from RefSeq and is a predicted model, not a curated record. The coding region runs from base 216 to 743 and encodes 175 amino acids. Gene Ontology annotation, cellular component: cytoplasmic vesicle membrane. Lineage: Eukaryota; Metazoa; Chordata; Actinopteri; Cichliformes; Cichlidae.